This is a messenger RNA of Pleurotus ostreatus (oyster mushroom), 1101 nucleotides long. RefSeq lists its product as uncharacterized. The transcript is spliced from 5 exons. The coding region runs from base 1 to 1101 and encodes 366 amino acids. NCBI's taxonomy places the organism in Eukaryota, Fungi, Basidiomycota, Agaricomycetes, Agaricales, Pleurotaceae. The record is from RefSeq and is a predicted model, not a curated record.
AUGCAUUUCCGACAAUUGACAUGCACGUCCGUGUUACUGGCUUGCGCCAUCGCGGUGUUCGCAGCCCCCGCCCCCAUCGCUGAGCGAGAUUAUGACAAUGAAAUCGAAGCUCGGGGCUGGGAUGCCCACAUGAUCCCGCGCUACCGCGGCAACGACUUGAUGGCUGAAGCCUACCGUGCCGCUGUGCUUGAAGCAAGGGCUCCCCCCAAGGUUGUUCCAAGGCCUGCCGCAAAGCCAGUCGCGAAGCCAGCUGCAAAGCCCCCUGCAAAGCCCGCUGCCCCAGCGAAGCCACCAGCGAAGCCAGCCGCACCAGCUAAACCACCAGCUAAGCCAGCCGCACCAGCCAAACCACCAGCCAAACCUGCUGCUCCCGCCAAACCCCCGGCGAAGCCUCCUGCAAAGCCAGGCCCUGGCGGCCCGCCCCCGCCCACCAAGCCUGGACCCAACAAGCAGUGUGGAGCCAAGAAUGGGAAGGGCAAACGCGCCUUUGAUCCCACUUGUCCCUCGAACACUCUCACACUCGGUGGCGUGACCCGACCCAUCAGCAAGGUCGGCGAGCAAGGCAAUUCGGCCGUGACUUACAAAGUCGACGGUGGCUGGCCCGACCCAACCAACGGACAAAUGGUCACCGCCUAUGCCAAGACAGGAAGCAGGCCAGGAACAUCAUUCGCCGAAGAGGCUAAAUGGCUUGCGAAAACGGACCAGUUACUAGCUGAAGGGACUUACGACGGACACAAUUUCAUCGUGUUCCACGGCGUGUCAGGGAAAUUCAAGAUCCAGGACACUUCGUUCUUCAUGACGUUGUACCCUUUCAUGCAAAAAGGCGACUUGAAGAGCUGCGAAGCCGCAGUGAUGAAGAAGAUUGAUUUGAUUGUGAAGGAAGCUAAAGUCUAUGUUGACAAAUACGGCAUCCUCCAUACCGAUAUCCAACCCGGCAACAUUCUCUGGGACAAGGCUGCCAACGACCCCACUCUCAUCGACUGGGGCAGAGCCAAGGAAGUUGGCAAGUGGUCUGCUGAUAUCGAGGCUGCUGUUAGGAAACAAGCGGAAUUCUCGCACUUGAAGGGAGAGGAAAAGCUCUGCCACGAUCUCAGCAAAUAA